UCGUGCUCAUUAACACGUGACUGGAGAUUUGGGGAACUUACUUUCCUCGGAACUACGAGAUCUGUUGCAGUUUGUACAGAGAAGUCGGAAGACGGAGUGAAAGCAUGUUCUGUUCAGAAGAGAAGAGAAGAGGAAAGGGAGAUCUAACUAGCGUGAGAAACCAAAGGAAUGGAAAAUCUUCCAGAAGAUAUCACGUUGAACAUAUUGUCUAGAUUACCCGCUGAGUCUGUGUUAGAAUGCAAAUUAGUGAGCCCAAACUGGUUGAGAAUCCUACACUGCAAUGCUACUUAUUUCGCUGUUAAGCACCUACAUCACCAAUUACGGCAACUCGCUGAUUAUAAGGCUAAACAUGGUGGUGCUGAUAAGUUGGACUCAGGGUGUGGUAUCCUUUAUGCAAUGCGGUAUGAUAGAAGAUUGUUGAAAGCUAAACUUUGCUUCGGAAAUUAUGGUCAGAGGAUGAGUCACGAGGACCUUUCACAUUUACACUGCCAGAAUAUGCACUCUCCACUCGAUCAAUAUGGCGUUUCAAAACUUAAGACGAUCAACCACGAUCCUUUUCGUACAUGGGAGAAUCAACUCAUAGUUGGUUCAUGCAACGGUUUGGUUUGCGUUAAUUUGAUGUCUCGCCAUGGGUUUGAGGAUCCUAUAUAUGUAUGCAAUCCCCUCACCAGAGAAUACAUUUAUCUGGAUAAAUUUAACCAGGACUGUAAGUUUCAGGAUUCUAUGUUUAUUGGAUUUGGUUACCUUUCUCAAACUGAUGAGUAUAAGGUUGUUAGAAUAUUUAAAGGUCAGGACUUAAUGGCACAAGUCCAGGUCUACACUCUAGGCGAUGGCAUUGGGUGGAGAGACAAAGGAGAGCUCGACAUGUUACUUCAAAGUGAGCCAGGUAUCUUUGUAAAUGGAUCUCUUUAUUGGUUUGAAUGCCUUGAACAGGAAAUUGUAGCAUUCGAUUUGGUGUCUGAGGUCUUUCAAGUGAUCCAGUCACCAACCUGUCUCGACUCUACGUUGAAUUCUUACACUUGCCUUUGCUUGUUGGGAGGUUGCCUUUGCCUUGCUUAUCAAGAUCCUUAUGGACCCCUCGAAUUAUGGUUAUAUAGGGAGGAGAAAGAUAGCGGUCGUGGCACGAACGACAAAAAGCACUGCUUCUGGAGCAAGGAAUAUAUGAUCGCGUCGGAGACCAAGGGGCUUUAUACACCCGUUGCCCUUACAGAGCGCGGUGAAAUUUUAUUGUGGACAGGUAAGAUGCUCUGUUGUUAUGACCCUAAAACGGCAUGUCUUGUGGAACUUGCGAGUUGUUCUGAUAUGAGUAAGAGCUUUCGAAAAGGUCAAACAGUUCUUCACAUGAAUUCUUUUGUUUCACUAAAAGCGUUGGGAGAAAAGUUUGCAAAAAUAAGUAGAAGACAAUGUGACCAGCUGCUGGAAUCAUCAACCAGCAAGUGAUGGAGGAUAAUGCGACCAACGAUGGCACUGAUAUUAAUAGUUGGUAGCACUAGCAUAUUAUUUUUACAGUUUGAUUUGAUUUCCUCAUGACUAAUCCCGAUAAGAUAUGCAUGAUGUUUUAUAUAUCAAUUAAUAACAUUGAUUUUUAU
Papaver somniferum (opium poppy) is the source of this 1589-nucleotide messenger RNA. RefSeq names its product F-box protein At3g07870-like. Lineage: Eukaryota; Viridiplantae; Streptophyta; Magnoliopsida; Ranunculales; Papaveraceae. The transcript is spliced from 2 exons. Bases 169 to 1440 code for a protein of 423 amino acids. The record is from RefSeq and is a predicted model, not a curated record. Gene Ontology annotation, molecular function: protein binding.